This is a messenger RNA of Symphalangus syndactylus (siamang), 4379 nucleotides long. RefSeq names its product zinc finger and BTB domain containing 1 (gene ZBTB1). The record is from RefSeq and is a predicted model, not a curated record. Gene Ontology annotation, molecular function: DNA-binding transcription factor activity, RNA polymerase II-specific; protein binding. Gene Ontology annotation, cellular component: nucleus. NCBI's taxonomy places the organism in Eukaryota, Metazoa, Chordata, Mammalia, Primates, Hylobatidae. Gene Ontology annotation, biological process: regulation of transcription by RNA polymerase II.
UCACUACAAGAAAUAGUGUUCCCUUUGACACUCGAACCCAAGGAGUGGUCCGAGGCUUUUUGAGGCAACCUAGGAUCAAUGUCGAGCUGAAGUUGGAGGCACUCUGAAGCAGAUUUGGUGAAGGAUGCAGUUCUCAUAAUUUACAGAGCAAUCACAGUCUUCUUUGAAACGGAGAAAUUAGAUUCCAUGAAAUUUUGUCAGUGCAGAUAGAUAUGAUGUGGAGAAACGGGGAAAACUGAGUACAAAAAGAUGAGGCUUGAAUGGUGGUUGGCCAUCAUUUGCUCAGAACCUCAAAACUUUGCUUUUGAAUCACUUGCUGGAUAUCUAAUAAAGUCUCAAUAAUAACUGGAUGACUUUGGGAGCUAGAAAGGGGGUUCCUCUUAAAGAAACAGGAAACUGGGCUGGGCGCGGUGGCUCACGCCUGUAAUCCCAACACUUUGGGUGGCCGAGGCGGGUGGAUCACCCGAGGUCAGGAGUUCGAGACCAGCCUGGCCAACAUGGCGAAACCCCAUCUCUACUAAAAGUACAAAAAUUAGCCUAGAGUGGUGGCGGGCGCCUGUAAUCCCACCUACUCAGGAGGCUGAGGCAGGAGAAUCGCUUGAACCCGGGAGGCAGAGGUUGCAGUGCGCCAAGAUCGUGCCACCGCACUCCAGCCUGGGCAACAAGAGCGAGACUCCGUCUCAAAAAAACAAACGACAACAACAACAAAACAGGAAACUGAAGCAUAGUGGAGGUGAAAUGCUUUUCCAAAGGUUAAUAAACAUAACGUCUACAGUAGAGCCUUCAGUUAACCUCUUACAUUCAUUUUAUGAGCGGGCUUUCUCCAUUAAUACCACGUUUUCAUGGUAUUGAAUAACUCAGGUUGAACAGUCUUUCCUGAAGCCUUUCUAUUCUUCCCACUCCUAAUACGAUGGCCUACUUUUUUGGGGUUUUUGUGGGGAAGGGACUGGUGUAUCAUUGCCAGAGAAAAGAGAAACCAUAUUUAACCAGGGCCUUAGCAGGGCAUGAGCACAGUCACAGCCACUUGCUCUUGACCUUGUGCUUUGAUUUCAGUUUAACACUUCUAAAUUUUUGUACUGCUUCCUCAUUCUCCUCUUUUGCCAGGCUCUGGGGAAGAUAUAGUUCAUGGACCUUUUUAAGAGUAUCUCGUUUUCUUUGUACCAUCAUUUCCCUUUCUGAUGUGCAGGAGAAAAGAAGUACCUGCUUUCAGACUUACCCUCUAGCCAAGAAAAGCACUAAGCCUUUGGUGCAAAGGAGAGGAAACUAUUUGGUAUAGAAAUACAGAAAAAUUCCCAUAGAUUUUUGUUAAUAAGCUGCAAUCUGUUGUCUUCCCAAAAAAUUGAGGUAUAUUUGAGAAACAUCUUCUUGAGAGGUCACUUUGGUCUCUAUAGAAUGUUUUCUCCUGACAUUUUCUUCUGUGCUAGUAUCUCAUGCUAAAAUGGUGAAAUUAUUUUUUCUCAUAUUCUGUGUGAACCAAAUUAAGGGUUACUCAUGUCUAUUUUUUUCUCAAAAUGGAAAUAAUUUUUUAUUAUAAAAUCCAUGCUGUUUGUAAAAAUUCAGUCUGUACUGAAGUACAUAAAAUACAAAAAUGAAAGUCAUUUUGACUCCCACUCCCCAGAGAUAAUCACUUUGUACAGUCAAUUCCUUGUUUAAAACGAGAGACGGCAACAUUUGAUCACAGCUGUGUGUGCCUCACUCUGCCUGGGGAUGGCCUGUGGUGAUUCAUGGACUCAUGUUCUCUGUUCACAUUACUCAGCAUGAUGUCUUCUUCUGUAGAGUGGGUGCUUUACGGAAUACAUGUUGAAUGAAAUCACUGAUCUAGGAAAAGUAAAAAUUCCUCAAAUGAAUACAGAAUACUUGUGCUACUGCUGAUGAUCAACACUUUAUACAGUGCCUGGUAUACCAAAGGUCUCUAAUUAAUAGAAGAUGGCAAAGCCCAGCCACAGCAGCUACGUCCUUCAGCAGCUAAACAACCAAAGAGAAUGGGGUUUUCUCUGUGACUGUUGUAUUGCAAUUGAUGACAUUUACUUUCAAGCACACAAGGCAGUUCUAGCUGCCUGUAGCUCCUAUUUUAGAAUGUUUUUCAUGAACCAUCAGCAUAGUACUGCACAACUGAAUCUCAGCAACAUGAAAAUUAGUGCAGAAUGUUUUGAUCUCAUUUUGCAGUUUAUGUAUUUAGGAAAAAUUAUGACAGCCCCCUCCAGUUUUGAGCAGUUUAAAGUGGCAAUGAACUACCUACAGCUAUACAAUGUUCCUGACUGUUUAGAAGACAUCCAGGAUGCAGAUUGUUCUAGUUCAAAAUGUUCCUCUUCUGCUUCCAGCAAACAGAACAGCAAAAUGAUAUUUGGGGUAAGAAUGUAUGAAGAUACUGUGGCUCGAAAUGGCAAUGAAGCCAACAGGUGGUGUGCAGAGCCAAGUUCAACGGUAAAUACACCACAUAAUAGAGAGCCUGAUGAAGAGUCUUUACAAUUAGGUAAUUUUCCUGAGCCACUAUUUGAUGUAUGUAAAAAAAGUUCCGUGUCCAAAUUAUCUACUCCAAAAGAACGUGUGUCAAGACGCUUUGGGCGGAGUUUUACCUGUGAUAGCUGUGGAUUUGGCUUUAGCUGUGAAAAAUUAUUAGAUGAGCAUGUGCUAACCUGUACUAACAGACAUUUAUACCAAAACACAAGAUCUUACCAUAGAAUAGUAGAUAUUAGAGAUGGAAAAGACAGUAACAUCAAAGCUGAAUUUGGUGAAAAAGAUUCUUCUAAAACAUUUUCUGCACAGACGGACAAAUACAGAGGAGACACAAGCCAGGUUGCUGAUGAUUCAGCUUCAACCACUGGAAGCAGAAAAAGUAGCACGGUGGAGUCUGAAAUAGCCAGCGAAGAGAAAAGCAGAGCUGCUGAGAGGAAAAGGAUUAUUAUUAAGAUGGAGCCAGAAGAUAUUCCUACAGAUGAACUGAAAGACUUUAACAUUAUUAAAGUUACUGAUAAAGACUGUAAUGAAUCCACUGACAAUGAUGAAUUAGAAGAUGAACCUGAAGAGCCAUUUUAUAGAUACUAUGUUGAAGAAGAUGUCAGCAUAAAAAAAAGUGGUAGGAAAACUCUAAAACCUCGAAUGUCAGUAAGUGCUGAUGAAAGAGGUGGUUUAGAGAAUAUGAGGCCCCCUAACAACAGCAGUCCAGUACAAGAGGAUACCGAAAAUGCAUCUUGUGAGCUGUGUGGACUUACAAUAACCGAGGAGGACCUCUCAUCUCAUUACUUAGCCAAACACAUUGAAAAUAUCUGUGCAUGUGGUAAAUGUGGACAAAUACUUGUAAAGGGUAGGCAGCUUCAGGAACAUGCUCAACGAUGUGGCGAGCCCCAAGAUCUGACCAUGAAUGGGUUAGGAAAUACUGAGGAGAAAAUGGACUUGGAAGAGAAUCCUGAUGAGCAGUCCGAAAUAAGAGAUAUGUUUGUUGAAAUGCUGGAUGAUUUUAGGGACAAUCAUUACCAGAUAAACAGUAUCCAAAAAAAGCAGUUAUUUAAACAUUCUGCCUGCCCUUUUCGAUGUCCUAAUUGUGGCCAGCGUUUUGAAACUGAAAAUCUAGUGGUUGAACAUAUGUCUAGCUGCUUAGAUCAAGAUAUGUUUAAGAGUGCCAUCAUGGAAGAAAAUGAAAGAGAUCACAGACGAAAGCAUUUUUGUAAUCUGUGUGGAAAAGGAUUUUAUCAGCGGUGUCACUUAAGAGAACACUAUACUGUUCAUACUAAGGAAAAACAGUUUGUUUGUCAAACAUGUGGAAAGCAGUUUUUAAGAGAGCGUCAGUUGCGACUGCACAAUGAUAUGCACAAAGGCAUGGCCAGGUAUGUCUGUUCCAUUUGUGAUCAAGGAAACUUCAGAAAACAUGACCAUGUACGGCAUAUGAUUUCUCAUUUAUCUGCUGGUGAGACUAUAUGCCAGGUCUGCUUUCAGAUAUUCCCAAAUAAUGAACAGUUGGAGCAGCACAUGGAUGUUCAUCUGUAUACAUGUGGAAUAUGUGGAGCAAAAUUUAAUUUGAGGAAAGAUAUGAGAUCACAUUAUAAUGCCAAGCAUUUGAAAAGAACCUAAGUGAUUUUCUACUGUACUAAUGUUUAGAUGAUAGCAGAUAAAACACCAAAGCAAAGGAUAUGAGCUAUUUAGGAAUUGAUUAUAUAAGAUGAUUUGUUAGAAACAAAUUUCAAGGCCCUUUUAACUUUAAUAUUUUUGUUUAGGAUUUUAAGUAUCUACAUUUAGGUAUUAAAUGUUUAUCAUUUUUGUUGUUUCUUAAUAGAAUUAUUUGUUUUUAGUUUUUCUUAGCUAUGAUUAAAGUUACUUUUUAAAUGUAGACUACAAGUGGUUGUUACCCAUUCAAUGACUAUUAAACUUUAGUUUUUCAUCAA